CUUCACGCCGAGCAGAUGAACGCAGUAACAGAGAGCCAGCCCACGACAUCGGAUGAGACUGUGGUGGCUGGUGGUACAGUGGUGCUCAAGUGCCAGGUGGAGGAUCCUGAUGACUCCUCGCUGCAGUGGUCCAACCCUGCCCAGCAGACCCUCUACUUCGGGGAGAAGCGAGCCCUGCGAGAUAACAGGAUCCAGCUGGAGAGGUCCACACCCAAUGAGCUGACCAUCAGCAUCAGUGACGUGGUGCUGUCGGAUGAGGGGGAAUAUACCUGCUCCAUCUUCACCAUGCCCGUGCGGACUGCGAAGGCCCUGGUUACCGUGCUGGGAAUCCCCCAGAAACCACAAAUCUCCGGUCACGAGCAGCCCAUUGAUGAGGAGAAGAUUGCGCGGCUGACCUGCCGGUCCUCUGGCAGCAAGCCUGCAGCCCAGCUCCGGUGGAAGAAGGGCAACAAGGAGCUGAAGGAUGAGGGCACCGAGAUCAUGGAGGACCCCAACGGAAAGACCUUCACUGUGAGCAGUCGGGUCGAAUUCCGUGUCACCAAGGAGGACAACGAAGCUGAGGUGACCUGCACUGUGGACCACGCGUCCCUGCAAAACUCCGAGAGGUCAACCACACAGAAGCUGCAGGUCCACUACAAGCCGACAGCGAAGAUUGAGCCACAUCCCCAGUACCCCCGGGAAGGCGAGAAGCUCCAGCUGCAGUGUGCUGGGCAGGGCAACCCCAUCCCCCAAGAGUUCCUGUGGGAGAAGGAGGGUGGUGACGCGCCCCUGCAGCUGAGCUCCGACAGCAUCCUCACCUUCCCCUUCCUCAACAAGAGCGACAGCGGCACCUACGUCUGCACAGCCACCAGCUCCAUGGGCAGCGUCGUGGCCAAGUACAACCUCGACGUCAGUGAUGCCAGCCCGGUGCCCUCCACCUCCAGCACAUACCAUGCGGUGAUCGGCGGGGUGGUUGCCGUCAUUGUCUUCCUUCUGCUCAGUCUUCUCAUCGUGUUGGGACACUACCUGAUCAGACACAAAGGUAUGUGCAUAAGACACGGGGAGACGGUCACAUCCAGCCAUCGGCAAAACCCAGCAGAGGUGAUGUGUACCUACCUGACCCAUGAGGCCAAGGGGUCGGAUGAUGCCCCAGACGCUGACACCGCCAUCAUCAACGCAGAGGGCGGCCAGGCCAGCGGUGAUGACAAGAAGGAGUAUUUCAUCUAGGGGCAUCGGAGAGAGUGAGAAAUGGAGCCAAGAGACCCCGAUGGAAACGGAAACCAGACCACAAACCCCACUCAACCCAACAGAUUUUCUCUCGUGCCCGGCAGGGGCAGACGGACGGACAGAGGGAUGGCGGGACAGAGAGCAGAGAGCAACUGGCCUGAGACAUGAUGCUUCUUCUUGAACUUGUACAAAACGUUAUUACUACGAACAGCGAAAGCCCCGGCCCCGUUUGCUUGCUUGCACCUCCAUCCCUGCGACCAGCGCUCGCGCAAAACACAGACCAACCAGUGAGUGAGCGACUUUCCUUCUUCCUUUGGACCUUUGCUUUGGUUUCGUGGCUGCUCUUUGCUUUGGGCCCUUGGUUGGGAUGUUGGGCUGGGGUCGAUGUAGCUCUUUUCCUUUGUUUCUCUCCAUUUUGGUUUCUUUGACAUCCAAGGAUAAAAUCAGCUCCAGUCUCUGGCGCCAGCUCGGGGCGGCUGGGAGGCCUCUCUGUCACAAGCACUCGCCCCACGUCUCCCACUGAGAGCUGGGACCCAGGUCCCAUUGCUCCCCCCAGCCUUGGCUGCUGCGUGGUGGCCCCAGCCCCAGCUGGGACGGGGACCGUGGCCGCUGGGACAGGAGCAGGAUGCCGACGGGCCACGUUUCUGCCUCUGAGGUCUUGUCAUGUGGCUGGGGUUGAGCAGGGAGGGACCCCGGCCCUGAUUUUAUCCUUGGUGGUUCUUGUCGAACAGUGUCCAUUUGGGAGGAGGGCUGUCCUCGUGCGGGAGGUGUGUGACGGGGGGAUGAGCUUCCAGGGUGGGAACCGCUGAGGCCCCUGAGAGACUGGGAGCUGCCGGGCACUGCAGCUCCUCGGUCCCACCCCAGGGGGAGGGGGGAGGGCAGAGGUUUGGGGGCGAAUCCAGGGAAAAAGCCCCAACUUUACAAAUUCUCAGAUUGGAAACAUCAAUUUAAACCAUCUAUUGAGAUGUUCAGUGCAGGAGGUCACCUGGGCCGGGAGCACCGGGCAGAGCCAGGGAGCUGGUGGGCCUACAGCCAUCGCCACUCUCCUCUUCACUGGGCAGGCUCUGGGGCCCCCGGACCCUCUGGAAAGAUAAUUUGGACCCUGAUGGUGGCUUCAACCAGAGCUCAUGCAGCCGGUGGCACCACGGGAGCUGGGCUGAGCUGGAGGUGACCUGCUCCCAAGGAGAUGUACAGAGAGGGGCUCCACCGGGGUCUUCUCCUCGGAGCCAUCUGUCCCCCUUCCCAGCCCCUUCCCACAGCACCUGGGAGCUUGGAAAAGGCCAUUUCCUUCUCAGCUGAAAGGGCUGCAGCCAACAGCAGCCAAAGUGCCCAGGUUUGGUGUCUCAGUAGUUUGUGGGUCUCCAAGGAGGCUUGCCCUACCUCCUACCUGUUUCACUCUCUCUUCCAAGACAAAACCAAGAAGCUUUCCCAACUUCUCCAGCAUGUCCCCAGGGUCUGCUUGGCCCACCUCAGCCGCACACCCACAGGAUGAGGCUGCAGGGGCUGCAUGCUCCAGCAUCGACAGGAUGCUCCCUGGGGAGCCGGGCCCCAUCCCUCAGCCUUGGGAUGAGGUUUCCAGCUUCCCAGCAUCUCUUGGGCUGGACACAAGAGGUGUGAAGGAGCUGCCCUUCAACUGGGCACCCCUUCGAUUUCGUGUUGUCUGGGGAAGGAGAGUCCUUCAUGAAGGAGUGAAAGCCAUCGGUGCUGUGGGUGACCUCACCUUGGAGGUGGAGGAAGAGCUUGUGAAGAGCAGGUACCCCUGCUGUGGGGUACCAGGUGCCCAUGGGGCAGGUAGUGUCGCUCGCACCCAGACCCUGCGAGCACAUGGCACGGGGAGGAUGCCCACAGGGAGGCCAUCGCAGAGCGAGCGGAAGGGGCUGGAAGGGGUUGGGUCCAAGCAGAUGAGGAAGAGGAGGCACAGCUUGGUGUCAGGCACAGGGUGUGAAUGAGCGAUGCGCUUGUGGCAUGGGCACAGAUGUGACUGGGUUCACCGUGACUAAAUCGUGUGUUGGGAUCACGCAGGGUGUUGGCACCUUGAAAGAGACAUGCAAGAAGCCUUCAUCGUACACGGCGAAGAAAACUUGUGGUUUUCUCAAUGUUGCUCCUCCCUUCCCAUCUCUUUGGAGGAGGACGUUGGCCUGGAGUCCCAACGGUGGCUCCAAGCUCAUUUUGAGGGAUGCAGCCGUUGCUGCCAGAGGUAACACUGCAGAUGCUGAUGCUGUUCACUACUCACUGCACACUGAGCACAUCUGAAUGUGCAGCCUGGCACUUUGCUGAAGAUCUUUAAAAUCCACUAUUGAAUAGACGUAAUUCCUUCAAAUAAAAAUGCAAGGAUAUGUUUUCAAGUAAAAUUUAAUCUCAUUGUAAGUCUAUGUGCUGUAGAUGGUUACAGAGCAAGCCCCAGCCCGGGGGUCUGGGAGGGAAGGGCGUUAACUGGUCCCCAGGGAAACGGAGAUGGGAGCUGAGCUCGCGCAGGGAUGUUUGUGUCCCUUCCAGGCAGCUUGGACAUAGCUGUGGCCGGUUUCUCCCCAGUGUUGCUGCUCUAGAGUGGCUUCAAGGGCUAGUGCUGGUGGUUGCCGCUUUGCCCUGGUGAGAGCAGUCAGGAUUUGGCCUCUUUGAGGUGCUGCGUGGUGUGGGAUGUGGCAGGAUGGGGUUAGGCACAGGGAUGGGACAUGGCAUUGGGGCAGGACCCACUGCCUGCGGCAGACGUCAGCCAUGGACGGGCCAGGUCCCACUCGGGUGGGCCCGAUGUCCUACAGCCACGGCAAGAGGCUGAGGUGGAGCCCCAGGCCUCGCAGGUCCUGGAGUGGUGGGAGCAUGAACAUGAGGCUGCAUCUGCAAGAGCCCAAGGGGCUCUGGUAGAUGCCAGCGAGCAGUAGAGACACUGCCACAGGCAUGAGGGUGAUGGAGACCCUGUGUCACUUGUGAGGGGUUGACAGAUACACCAGGUCACACGUGUGAAGAGGGAGGUGCCAUUGGAUGAGCAUGAGGGCUCAUGGGGUCACUGUCAUGAGGCUGCAAUGGCGCACGUUGCGGUGUGGGAGUGCGGUGAUGGUGCACCCACUGUGCUGCUGGUGGACGGUGUGAUGGGACGUGCCAUGUCAUGAGCACAAUGGAUGCAAGUUUGAGUUUGAUAGAUCACAUCACGGGUGUGAGGUGAUGGCACCAGGGUGGCUGAUGGCGGAUGCACCACACUGCGGGAGGGAAGAAGCGAUGGAGCAGGCGGUGACAAGAAGGACAACGUGUCACCGGGACGAGGGGACACCAGGCUCAUGUCCCUCCCUGCCGGUGCCCAGGGAGCUGUCACCUGGGACAGCCCAGAGCACCAGCCACCUCCCUGGACCUCAGUGGCCGCUUUGAGAGCAGGGGGUCCUUGUUGGCCACAUGGGUAGGAGAACUCCAAGCCCAUGUCUACUUGGUGCCACCAUGGUCACUCAUGCUGGGCCCAGGGCAUCUGAACCAAGACACAGCCAGGGCCAGUGCUGGGGGAGCAAGGAGGAGUCGGGGGGGACCCUGUGGCCUGGGUUUGUAGCCAGGCCUGGUCACUGCCACCCACCAACCCCGAGGAGGCUCCGGCCGCCUCCCGGCCGGCACUGAACUCUCAAUAGACAUGAAAGCCAUAUUUGUAGGAAGCUCUGGAGACGCCGUGGGGCAGCAGCGGGGCAGGGCAGAGGACGGUCUGUGUUGUUGUGCUGUGUUCUUGUAUGUACAUAAAAGGGAGACAACGAACGUUGAUGUGACUUUAUAACCUUUCUAAUAUCCUGUGCUAAUCUCGGAAAAUAAUCCUAUAAAUAUAUCUGGAUUACACACGUUA
Messenger RNA from Calidris pugnax (ruff), 5020 nucleotides. RefSeq names its product cell adhesion molecule 3 (gene CADM3). Lineage: Eukaryota; Metazoa; Chordata; Aves; Charadriiformes; Scolopacidae. Gene Ontology annotation, cellular component: presynaptic membrane. Gene Ontology annotation, biological process: homophilic cell-cell adhesion. The transcript has 10 exons. The record is from RefSeq and is a predicted model, not a curated record. Bases 16 to 1206 code for a protein of 396 amino acids.